Molecule: messenger RNA, 961 nt
Organism: Ascoidea rubescens DSM 1968
Lineage: Eukaryota; Fungi; Ascomycota; Saccharomycetes; Ascoideales; Ascoideaceae
Gene: ATG8
Product: ubiquitin-like protein ATG8
Exons: 1
Coding region: 132-488 (118 amino acids)
Biological process (GO): cellular response to nitrogen starvation; macroautophagy
Cellular component (GO): autophagosome; fungal-type vacuole membrane; cytosol
Molecular function (GO): phosphatidylethanolamine binding
Source: RefSeq, a predicted model, not a curated record
UGCUUCUGGUGCUGUUUCUUUUGUUGCUUUCUGUCAGCUUUUUACAAAAGCAUUCUAAUUCUGACUGUUAUUUUGUCAGCCAUCUUUCGUACUCCUUCUGCGCAUUUGCUGUUUAUUAUAUUCCCUCUACAAUGAGAUCCCAGUUCAAGGACGAACAUCCUUUCGAGAAGAGAAAAGCUGAGGCAAUGAGAAUCCGCCAAAAGUUCAGCGAUAGAAUUCCUGUUAUAUGUGAAAAAGUCGAAAAAUCUGAUAUUCAGGAAAUUGACAAAAGAAAAUACUUAGUUCCAAGUGAUUUAACCGUUGGUCAGUUUGUUUAUGUGAUCAGAAAAAGAAUCAAACUUCCUGCUGAGAAGGCCAUUUUCAUAUUUGUAAACGAUAUAUUACCUCCAACUGCUGCGUUGAUGUCUACUAUAUACGAUGAGCAUAAAGACGAUGAUGGCUUUUUGUAUGUUUUAUAUUCAGGUGAAAAUACCUUUGGUGAACAAUAAUCGAUGAAUCACUCAACAAACCUAUUAAUUCAAUAUCCUAAUGCUUCAGUAUAUCAAUUAAUCGGCCAAUCGAUUAGUUUAAAUUCACUUCAUUCAAUCAAUUAUUUUUAAACAAACAAACGAAAAACAGCUCAAUUCAAUCAACUAUAACGAAUUUCAUUUUAAUUUCAAAUUUUUUUUUUCUCCAUUUUAUAUUUUUAUUUUAUCUUGUCCUAUUUAUAUUUAUAUUUUAAUCUCAUAAGGUUGUUUUUUUUUGUUUGGUUUUUGUUUUGUUUUUACUAAUAAUUAUAAAUUUAUAUGGCUUAUCGGUACUGUGUUACUACUUGACCAUUUCAAAGUAAUUCAGAGUAAUUUGGAGUAUUUCAGACUAUUUUGUAUAUUUAUAUAUACCUCCUUGCCUAUAUAUGAAUAUAUAUAUAUCGAUAUAUAUUUCUAUAAUUCUACAAUUCUAAAAUUCUACGAAUAAAUUCUUA